Molecule: messenger RNA, 1109 nt
Organism: Maylandia zebra (zebra mbuna)
Lineage: Eukaryota; Metazoa; Chordata; Actinopteri; Cichliformes; Cichlidae
Product: chemokine XC receptor 1
Biological process (GO): calcium-mediated signaling; cell chemotaxis; G protein-coupled receptor signaling pathway
Cellular component (GO): membrane; external side of plasma membrane
Molecular function (GO): C-C chemokine binding; C-C chemokine receptor activity
Source: RefSeq, a predicted model, not a curated record
CGUCAACUUUCUGAUGACUGGGAGCAACGCACUAAAGCACAAUGCAACUGACCACAAGGCAUGACAGCUGAUGAUUUGGAAAACAGACAAUGACAAACAACUUCACAAUGAGUGACCAUGGACUGAGUGAUGUUGCAUUUCUUUGUGAGACUGACUUUCCAACUUUUACUGGCCCUUUCUUCAUCUUGAUCUUCAUCAUCAGCGUCAUAGGCAACAGCCUCCUCUUAUGUGUUCUCUUCAUCUACGAGAAACUGAAAAGUAUCACAAAUAUUUUCAUCCUGAACCUGGUCUGCUCCGAUUUGAUCUUCACCAUCACACUUCCAUUCUGGGCCGUUGAUCAUUUACACCACUGGGUCUUUGGGGACUUUGCCUGCAAAUUUCUGACUGCUGCAUUCUUUGUUGGACUGUACAGCAGUGUCAUUCUGCUGACUGCCAUGACAGUGGAUCGUUUCAUUCUCGUGGUGCUGCACAACUGGCCGAGCAACCAAGUUAAAAGGAAGAGGUGUGGAGUUGGUGUCUGUAUAGCUGCCUGGGUCAUCAGCAUCUCAGCAUCCCUGAGCGAUGCUAUGAUAGUAAAAGUAGUAGACUGGGAAAAUGUUACCUAUUGCGGGCCUGAAUUUGAUGACAAGCUUGGACGUUAUCUCCAAGUAUCACUGCUAUUCUUCCUCCCAUAUGCCAUCAUUAUUUUCUGCUAUUCUGCCAUCCUAAUGAAAGUUUUACAAGCUUUAAACAGAAAGAAGAACAGAACUGUAGUUGUGCUGUUGUGUAUUGUUGCAGCCUUUUUCUUUUGCUGGGGGCCAUACCAUAUUGUGCUUUUAAUUAAAUCUCUUUAUAAACCGAUAGGUUGUAAGGCACAGGAACAGUUAGCAGUUGCCUACCAUAUUUGUGAAAUGCUUGCCUAUUCUCACUGCUGUAUGAACCCUCUGCUAUGUAUGCUCUCACAGAAGAUGCGAAAGCAUCUGUUGAAUCUUUUAUGCUGUAAAAAACUGUGCAGCAAGAAAAGAGAGGAAGACACUGGCCAGAACACUUCUGUUACUCGUAAUGUAGCUUUUACAACUGUGAGUUCUGCUGUUCAGUUGGAACUGCAUCCAUUAAACAUACACAGUUGA